Messenger RNA from Podarcis muralis (Common wall lizard), 1020 nucleotides. RefSeq names its product vomeronasal type-2 receptor 26-like. NCBI's taxonomy places the organism in Eukaryota, Metazoa, Chordata, Lepidosauria, Squamata, Lacertidae. Gene Ontology annotation, cellular component: plasma membrane. Gene Ontology annotation, molecular function: G protein-coupled receptor activity. The record is from RefSeq and is a predicted model, not a curated record. Gene Ontology annotation, biological process: G protein-coupled receptor signaling pathway.
AUUUCUGUGUGCAAUGAGCACUGCCCCCCUGGUCAUCAGAAGAAAAGGAAGGAAGGUGAAAAAUUUUGCUGCUAUGAUUGUGCUGCAUGUCCAGAAGGCAAGAUUUCAGACCAGAAUGAUAUGGAUGACUGUUUCAGAUGCCCAGAAGAUCAAUAUCCAAACAAGAUGAGAAGCCAAUGCAUCUCCAAAACUAUGAGCUUUCUUUCCUAUGAAGAACCUUUUGGGAUUAGCUUAGCUUCUGUUGCUUUUUCUUUUUCCCUUCUCACAACCCUGGUGUUUGGCACUUUUGUGAAGCACAAAGAUACCCCCAUAGUCAAAGCCAACAACCGAGCCCUCACCUACACUCUCCUGGUCUCUCUUCUGCUCUGCUUCCUCUCUUCUUUGCUGUUCCUUGGAAAACCUGGGAAAAUGACCUGUCUUCUUAGACAACCUACUUUUGGCAUGAUCUUCUCUGUGGCUGUUUCUUGCAUGCUGGCCAAAACGAUCACUGUAGUUGUAGCUUUCAUGGCCACCAAGCCAGGGUCCAGCAUGAGGAAGUGGGUAGGGAAAAGACUGGCCUACUCUGUUGUAGUUUCCUGUUCUUUUAUUCAAUCUAUUGUUUGUGCUUUGUGGUUGAUGACAUCUCCCCCAUUCCCUGAUGUAGAUAUGCACGCUGUAACCACAGAAAUCAUUGUGCAAUGUAAUGAAGGGUCAGUGACCCUGUUUUAUUGUGUCCUGGGGUACAUGGGCCUCCUGGCCAUUGCCAGUUUCAUUGUGGCAUUUCUUGCUCGCAGAUUACCUGACAGUUUUAAUGAAGCCAAAUUCAUUACCUUCAGCAUGUUGCUGUUUUGCAGUGUUUGGCUUUCUUUUCUUCCAACCUAUCUGAGCACCAAAGGGAAAUACAUGGUAGUGGUGGAGAUCAUCUCCAUCUUAGCCUCCAGUGCUGGGUUAUUGGGCUGCAUCUUUGCUCCAAAAUGCUACAUCAUUAUCUUGAGGCCUGAGUUGAACAACAGAGAGCAACUAAUAAAGAGAAAGAAUUAA